AUGCGCGCCUCCGUUAUGGCCAAUAUUCAAAAAGCCGCGUUCUCGAGCAGUGCUCGCCAGCUCAAGCAUAUUAACAGCGUAACUGUCAUUGGUGCUGGUCUCAUGGGUUCGGGCAUUGUUCAAGUUGCCGCUCAAUCCAACUAUAACGUCACUAUGGUUGACACCAGCGAUGCUGCUUUAAAGAAUGGCCAGUCAAUCAUUGCCAAGUCCAUCAAGCGUGUUGCCAAAAAGAAGUUUGGCGAAGAAAAUACUAGCGAGCAGCAAGCUUUCAUCGACAAGGCUAUGUCCAAUAUCACUGUAUCUACGGAUGCGCCAACAGCUGUCAGCGCGACCGAUCUUGUUGUCGAAGCCAUUGUCGAGAACAUUGACACCAAGCAAGCCUUGUUCAAGGCCCUCGAUCAAGCCGCGCCCAGUGAUACCAUCUUUGCUUCAAACACUUCCUCGCUGCCUGUCACCUUGAUUGCUGAAACCACUUCUGCUGAUCGCCAGAGUCGAUUCGCCGGUCUACAUUUCUUCAAUCCUGUUCCUGCCAUGAAGUUGGUUGAGAUCGUGCGCACAGACGUUCUCAAAGACGAAGUCUACGAGUCUCUGGUCACCUUUUCGAGAAAUACCGGUAAGACACCUGUAGAGUGCAAGGAUACACCCGGAUUUAUUGUGAACCGAUUGUUGGUACCUUAUAUGAUGGAAGCCUUCAGAAUCUUGGAUCGCGGUGACGCAAAAGCAAAGGAUAUUGACGUGGCUAUGAAAUUGGGCGCUGGCAUGCCAAUGGGUCCUCUUGAACUUGCUGACUUUGUUGGCUUAGAUACCAUGAAGUUUAUUAUUGAUGGUUGGGCAAAAGAAGGGAAGAUCGAAGAAGCUUUGGUCACUCCAUCCAAGACCCUAGACGAUCUCGUUGGCCAAGGCAAACUGGGUAGAAAGAGCGGUGCGGGUGUGUAUGAAUACAGCAAGUAA
Zychaea mexicana is the source of this 951-nucleotide messenger RNA. Its product is annotated as l-3-hydroxyacyl-coenzyme a dehydrogenase. The transcript is spliced from 3 exons. Gene Ontology annotation, molecular function: NAD+ binding; (3S)-3-hydroxyacyl-CoA dehydrogenase (NAD+) activity. Gene Ontology annotation, cellular component: mitochondrion. The record is from RefSeq and is a predicted model, not a curated record. The coding region runs from base 1 to 951 and encodes 316 amino acids. NCBI's taxonomy places the organism in Eukaryota, Fungi, Mucoromycota, Mucoromycetes, Mucorales, Lichtheimiaceae. Gene Ontology annotation, biological process: fatty acid beta-oxidation.